This is a messenger RNA of Cokeromyces recurvatus, 2472 nucleotides long. Its product is annotated as Pre-mRNA cleavage complex II protein Clp1-domain-containing protein. Lineage: Eukaryota; Fungi; Mucoromycota; Mucoromycetes; Mucorales; Mucoraceae. The record is from RefSeq and is a predicted model, not a curated record. Gene Ontology annotation, biological process: cleavage in ITS2 between 5.8S rRNA and LSU-rRNA of tricistronic rRNA transcript (SSU-rRNA, 5.8S rRNA, LSU-rRNA). Gene Ontology annotation, cellular component: nucleus. Gene Ontology annotation, molecular function: polynucleotide 5'-hydroxyl-kinase activity. The coding region runs from base 16 to 2358 and encodes 780 amino acids. The transcript is spliced from 4 exons.
AAUCGAUCAACAUCAAUGCCACUUAAAAGAAAGAAUAAAAUUAGCCAUGGCAGGCCUUCAAAAAAAACAGCUAAAGAUCACGAUUUAGUUGCUAAAGCCAUUCAAGAACAAAUUGAAAAUGAAGCUAGAGUUAUAAUUAAAGAAAAACCGAUACACAAGACUUCACAUUCUUCUUCAAAAACACCAGCAAGACCUAUGAGUGCUAUAGCGGCUAGAAAAGCAGCUAUUAGCGCUGGUAUACUCAAUAAACCUUCAACUGAUGAAAAGGAAGAAAAUAAACAAGAAAGUGAAAAUGAAAAUGAAAAUGAAGACGAGGAAAACGAAGUAGAGACAGAAAAACUGAAUACGGUUAAUGUGAUAAGUGAUAAAGAAGAGGGAAUUGACGAUGAAGAGCUUGUCAAGUCACCAAUAAGCGGCACAACAACACCUCAUGGUGAAUUUACUCCUAAUCAACCUUCAACACCGUUAAAUACAUUAGUAGAUUUGGAACCAAAAUCUAAAAAAAUACCUUUAUUAAUUGACGGUCAAUCUGUGAGUCGGUUCAUUCCUAGUAAAAAUAACUGCUGCAUAAUAAACCAGGAAGAAGAGACGUAUUUGUUUUUGGGUUUGAAAGAAGGAGAGCAUAUUGUAUUUAUGGGUCAAGUUUUUGCAGCUCCUUUAUAUGGUUCAAUUUCGAUCGCAGGAGCCGUGUUGUCUUCAGGAAAAAGUGUGCCCAAGUCUAAAGAAGUGAAAGACAUGCUAGUUUCAUUUUAUCCUGUAUUUUCACCACGUACCCAUUCACUUUUAAGUAUAGCAUCUGUACCACUUGAUACACCCAGCAUUAGACCUCAUGAAGAUACAGUUGAAUUGGAUGAAUAUUUGAUAGAAGCUGUUUUUGAUGAGCUAUUUAAAGUAGAUCAGAAAUUUGAGAGUAUUGUUGUGAUCAAGGAUUUCCCAGAAGAUAGUGGAUUGGAAAAUAUUCGUGAAAGUAUUGGCCAUAUUAAAAGGGAUUUAGUAAGAUUUACAAAAAAGGAAUCAAGUCGAGAUAAAUCAGUUGCUAUCAAUUUAUUGCGUGGAUUUCAUCCUAUCCUUAGUCCAACACCAGGUGUAAGAGCAUUUCAAGUAGAUUCCAGUUGGGAAUCUCGUACAACGGUUACAAUGAAAAACAGCAGUGAAAGAGAAAUUGUCAGCGUUGUAUGUGGAGCAAAAGAUACUGGGAAAUCUUCCUUUAGUCGUUAUUUAAUCAAUCGACUUUUAGCCAAGUAUAAACGUGUGGCAUAUAUUGAAACAGAUGUUGGCCAAAGUGAAUUUACACCAGCUGGCCUUUUGACACUUCAUUAUGUUACACAACCUGUUCUAGGUCCUUCUUAUACACAUCAGCAUUUGGAGCCUGAACGCAGCUUUUUCUUAGGCUCAACUUCACCGCGUCAUGAUCCAGAUUAUUAUUUAGCUUGUAUUUAUGAAUUGAUUGAACAUUGGAGACAAGAGGACAUGGAUACAACUCCUCUUGUAGUUAAUACACAAGGAUGGGUAUCUGGUGUGGGAUAUAAUCUGCUUUUGAAUAUUAUUCGUAAAGUGAUACCUACCGAUAUUUUUAUGAUGUACCAUCCAUUAUUUGAAUAUAAAAACUUGCCACCUACAUUUCAAAGUGAUGUAACAAUGCCAUCACCUGAUAAUUUAAUUGAAAGGACACCACCGUUGAUACAUUAUAUAUCUUCGCUACAACAACAAGAGACGGUAACAACGUUAUCUGAUGCUUUUUCAGCGGCUCAGCAAAGAGAAAUUACACUUGCAAGUUAUUUUUACCAAUUAAGUAUGGGGCAUAGACCUGAUUGGGAUUUUAAGCAACAUUUAGUAGAAAGAAUUCCUUGGGUAGUUGAUUGGAGAAAGAACUUGAAUGCAAUUUGGGUUAUUUAUGAACAAGUAAAGAUGAAUGAGUUGUUUUAUGCGUUAAAUGGAAGUAUUGUAGGACUUAUUGGAGACGUAGUUGACUAUAAGCCUCAACCCUUUCCCAAUAAGAAGAAGUCAAAUAACGAUGACAACGAUACCUUUACACUACCUAAUUAUUAUGAUAAACAAGAUCAAUUGCCACCUCAACCACAAUCAACUACAUGCUAUGGUUUAGCUAUCAUUCGGGCCAUUGAUCCUUCUCGACAUGCCUUUUUAUUGUUAACACCAGUUCCCUUAAAUAAACUGAAGUAUGUAUCAGGAUUAGUGAAAGGAGAACUUCAGUUACCAUUAUGGGCUGUUUAUAAUAGAGAAUUUGAAAAGAAAUCAUGGCAAAAAAUACCUUAUAUCACUCAAGAAAACACAGAAGGUGUCGGUGCUAAUGCACUUAGAGUACGACGUAAUUUGCUACGUAGAUCACAGCAACAGUAAUAUAAUUGAAUUUUAUUAAUGAAUAAAGUAUUAUGACAGAGCAAAGAAGAAGAAAAAAAAAAACUACUAUCAUAUAUACAAAUAUUAUCACACUAAAUAAAUUUCAUUUUUUUU